AGUAACAGUGUCUCUCUCUAAUUUUCUCCCUCCCUCCCUCCCUCUCUGGACAUCGUACUGUUUGUUGUCUCAGCUCAGCUUAUCCCUGUUUCACCUCUACUUAAUGAGAGACGAUGAUGUUAUCAUCAUGCCGUAAUGGUUUAUUAAGAACGUUUUCUCUUCAUCAUCACUCUGCUCCUACUACUGCUGCUGCUGCUUACAUCACAACCCUCCAAGACAUUGCUACCAACCACAAACCAGGUAUUGCCAAGGUUGUCUUAAAAAAAGGGAAGACACAGCUCUUCCGUGAUGGAAGUCCCAUGGUGUAUAGUGGUGCCGUCGAUAGGAUAAUCGGCAGACCACCACCAAAGACUGGUGAUAUCGUGCUUGUAGCAGAUGGAACCGAAAAACCCAUUGGGUGGGGUUUAUACAAUUCUGUCUCCAUGUUUUGUGUUCGACUAAUGCAAUUAGAAGACGAGGCAGCUAGAGAUCCAUCCAGUGCAUUGGAUAUGGGUAGACUUUUAGAAACAAGAAUCGGGGCAGCUAUUGAUUUACGUAAAGCUUUGGGGCUCCCCUCUGCACAUACAAAUGCUUACCGUCUUGUAAAUAGCGAAGGAGACAGAUUAUCAGGCCUAAUUGUUGACGUUUUCGGAGAGUUGGCUGUAGUAGCAUCAUCUGCUGCUUGGGUAGAGAAGUACAGACAAGAGAUAGAGUCUUAUAUCCGUAGAAUCAAUGAAAUUAAGCAUAUAAAAUGGAGACCAUCUGCUGACAUCUUAAAAGAAGAAGGAUUGGAAUUAACAGAUCUAGGGGACUCCAUUGCAUCUCCUGAUCUUCAAACGGUGAAGGUUAUGGAAAAUGGUAUUUCAUACUCAAUCUCACUGGAAGGUCAGAAAACUGGAUUCUAUGCUGACCAACGCGAGAACCGUAAAUUCAUAUCAUCAAUUUCAGAGGGUCAAAACGUUCUUGACAUUUGCUGCUAUAGUGGUGGGUUCGCUCUAAAUGCAGCAGUUGGCGGUGCAACAAAUAUCAUAGGCGUUGAUAGUUCGUUGCCUGCCUUGGAGCUUGCAAAAGAAAAUGUCCUUCUUAACAAUCUAGAUCCACGGAGAAUAUCGUUUGUAAGAGAAGAUGCUUCUGCUUUUAUGAAGGGGGCUGCUUCUAGGCAUGAAUCAUGGGACUUGGUCAUCUUGGAUCCCCCAAAACUUGCACCUAACAAAAAGGCUUUACAAAGCGCAUCUGGGAUGUAUAGAAAUCUAAACUCAUUAGCGAUGCAAAUAACAAGGAGAGGUGGUCUUCUCAUGACUUGUUCAUGUUCAGGAGCUAUGACACAAAGUGGAACUUUCUUACGGACUAUCCAGGGUGCAGCUGCAAUGGCAGGUAAAAAAGUCACAGUUUUACGACAAGCUGGCGCAGCUUGCGAUCAUCCAAUUGAUCCCUCUUAUCCAGAGGGCACAUAUCUUUCCAAUAUCUUACUUAGAGUAUUGUAAAUCAUAAAUGAAUUCUUCUCAAGAUUCGGCUGACCUUUUUGACACUGAACAGCUCUUAAAUCUGUAAAAUCUUGUACACCCAAAAACUGGAAAUUUUAUGAAAGUUUAGACUGAACAACUCUUAAAUCUAUAAAAUCCACUCCUCUCUUGUUUCUCUCCGAAA
Molecule: messenger RNA, 1626 nt
Organism: Papaver somniferum (opium poppy)
Lineage: Eukaryota; Viridiplantae; Streptophyta; Magnoliopsida; Ranunculales; Papaveraceae
Product: ribosomal RNA large subunit methyltransferase I-like
Exons: 8
Coding region: 114-1463 (449 amino acids)
Molecular function (GO): RNA binding; methyltransferase activity
Source: RefSeq, a predicted model, not a curated record